This is a messenger RNA of Cherax quadricarinatus, 2620 nucleotides long. RefSeq names its product casein kinase II subunit alpha (gene CkIIalpha). Gene Ontology annotation, cellular component: cytosol; nucleus; protein kinase CK2 complex. The record is from RefSeq and is a predicted model, not a curated record. Gene Ontology annotation, biological process: peptidyl-serine phosphorylation; peptidyl-threonine phosphorylation; regulation of cell cycle. Lineage: Eukaryota; Metazoa; Arthropoda; Malacostraca; Decapoda; Parastacidae. Gene Ontology annotation, molecular function: ATP binding; protein serine/threonine kinase activity.
GAUGUGUGAGUGAGGGUGUGUAGUGUAGUGUAGAUGGGGUGUGUGUAGCGGGUGUCGCCAUCUAUUGAGCGCGUGGUGUACUCUACAAUAGGUGUUAGAGGGAGGGCCACAUUGAGGCGGCCAGCAGCGCGAGACGGCCAUAUUGGACACUACCGGCACACUCAUCCACCUUCUCUCACCCAUUACACCGCCUUUUUGACUUACCAACUCCAAAUUUUUACUGGGAAUUAAUCGAGGAGGCCUUUAGGAAGAGCUGUAACUCAAGAUCGCAGUCAGGAAUGUUAUAGGGAUGGCACUAGAAGCUUUCUUGGGGUCCAUGAUGACUUAUUUUGCAGUUACAAGUGCUAAAAACACUGGGAUAAUGUGAAAUGUACCAAAUGUAUGCGUAGAUGCGACCGCACUGGCUGGCUUGUAAACACUGGUGCUGAGGCCACUUGUGGGACGCGUCCCGGACGAAUCACGCAAGACCUGGCUGGGUUUGGUCGGACGGUUUACCGGGGGCUCCACAAGAUGCCGUUGGCAAGCCGUGCUCGGGUUUAUGCAGAUGUCAAUGCCCACAGACCACAUGAAUAUUGGGAUUAUGAAUCUCAUGUUAUAGAAUGGGGGCAACAAGAUGAUUAUCAACUCGUGAGAAAACUUGGCCGAGGCAAAUACUCUGAAGUGUUCGAGGCUGUAAACAUCAACAACAAUGAAAAAUGUGUUGUCAAGAUUCUCAAGCCUGUCAAGAAGAAGAAGAUUAAGAGAGAAAUUAAGAUACUGGAAAAUCUGCGAGGUGGGACCAACAUCAUCACACUCCAGGCUGUCGUGAAAGAUCCAGUUUCUCGCACACCAGCAUUGGUGUUUGAACAUGUUAACAACACUGAUUUCAAACAGCUAUACCAGACGCUUAAUGACUAUGAUAUUAGAUACUAUCUCUAUGAGCUUAUAAAGGCUCUAGACUAUUGUCACAGUAUGGGAAUAAUGCAUCGAGAUGUUAAACCCCACAAUGUCAUGAUUGAUCAUGAACAUCGGAAAUUACGACUCAUAGAUUGGGGGUUGGCGGAAUUUUAUCACCCAGGACAAGAGUACAAUGUUAGAGUGGCCUCCAGAUACUUCAAGGGUCCAGAACUACUCGUAGAUUACCAGAUGUAUGAUUACUCUCUUGAUAUGUGGUCAUUGGGUUGUAUGCUGGCGAGUAUGAUAUUCCGUAAAGAACCCUUCUUCCACGGUCACGACAAUUAUGACCAGUUGGUACGCAUUGCCAAGGUGUUGGGCACUGAAGAGUUGUAUGAAUAUGUUGAGAAAUAUCAAAUUGAGCUAGAUCCUAGGUUCAAUGAUAUUCUUGGAAGGCAUUCACGAAAGCGGUGGGAAAGGUUUGUUCAUAGUGAGAAUCAGCACUUAGUAUCGCCAGAAGCACUUGACUUUUUGGACAAAUUACUACGCUAUGACCACCAAGAGCGCCUCACGGCUCAUGAAGCUAUGGAACAUCCAUAUUUUUAUCCCAUUGUAAAGGAACAAGGUCGCCACAUGAGCUCACCAACACCUGCUGCUCCUGCUUUAACUGGGGUCUCGGAAUAGAAUUGGUACCGAUGCAUCCACUAAUACGUGGAAUGUAAGUUAACCAGCCUUAUGUGGAACUGCCCUGGAGUUGGGGGCCUUGCAGUUCAUGCUUUGCAUGCUGCAUUGAUCACCAAGGGUCUUGUGCCACUUGACCCAGCCUCAACUUGUUAAGAUUUGGAACACAGAGCCGGCACUGAUUGUAUAUAUUAUAUAUUUUUAUAUUUAUAUAUAUGAUCAAGUGCAAGCAGUAUAUGAUGUGUGAGUGUGUGUGUAUAUAUAAAAUGGUACACAGGAUGACUCGCUUAAACAUCCUUAUGACCUUGAAAAUCACAUAGGCUUGAAACAGUGCUGAAUGGUACUUCAGGAAAUUGGAUGACUGUAUUUUGUUCAAUAGGUCUUGCUUAUUAAACUAGAUUGUUGAAUGUGGAAGAUUAUAUGCAAUUCAUCAAAAGUCAUUGAUCAGAGGAUGAAAUACAGGGAUUUGCAGAAACUUUGUGAUUUCACAUCAUGUUUAAAUAAUGUGUGUCACAUGCAGUUGCUGUCCUAGGUGGUAUACCCCCCUUAUUUUUUUUUUAAACUCGUAUUUCUUUAUUAAAGUUUUGGCAGUGUACCAUAUUAAGUAUUGAAAUUGUCCCUUGAAGCAGACAUCAGUGGGACUUAUCUGGCUGUAAAUAUCAAUCAUGGACCAUUUUAUUAUAUUUUUUUAUUAUAAAGAACUAUAUGCAGCUACACAGAAAAAGUGUGUCGUGAAGUUUACUAGGGUGGACUAAUGCAACCAAAAUGAGCACAUAAAAUAUUUCUCUAUUGGUGCAGUUACUAUAGAAAUAUUUCGUACACUGAAAGAUAGUAAAUCAUAAGGAUUAUCAUGCUUGUAAAUAACUCAUCUUUCAUUUGGAAUAACUUAAGGAUGUUACCAAAUUUUUUGUUGCAGUUCAUAGAGUAAUGGUUUAAAUACAUUCAUUAGUUUCCAGUCAUUUGAAGCCAAAUUCUGGUGGACACACUGUAAGUGAUUGAACAAUGUUCAAUGUAAAUGCUCUCAAGGAAAUUCCUAUUUCUUAUGGUUAUUAAAAUGUUGUAAUUA